Molecule: messenger RNA, 1602 nt
Organism: Alternaria rosae
Lineage: Eukaryota; Fungi; Ascomycota; Dothideomycetes; Pleosporales; Pleosporaceae
Exons: 5
Coding region: 1-1602 (533 amino acids)
Source: RefSeq, a predicted model, not a curated record
AUGGACAUGAUGCAAGAUGAAAAACAACGAAGACCAGUGUCGCAAUGGUUCCCAGAUUCUGAGUGGGCGAAGCAUUUGCCGUUAUCACAGUUCGUUGCGGAACAUAAUGGUUAUUUGAGUAGCAAACUCAAGCGGACAGGGCUCGGAAUUAAGUCAGAGCUUAGAGGCAUUCUCAAUUCCGUGCCGGAAAAGAAUGAGACCACGUUGACAGAGUCGAAGAAAGAGAGUGAUCUGUUGCAGUCGCUAAAUGCUAUGCCACUCCAUGUAUUGUCCACCUACGUCCAUAAACACGCUGAAGACCUUGGGGCAGCGCAUACUGCCCUGGACCGGAAGCGAUCUGAUGGCGUCCGAAAAACCUGGUCGGAGACGGAGAGGUUCGUCAUGCAAUUUGAUAGAUUCCUAAAUGCCUAUUCUGGCAUUCUAGACAUCGUCAAAACAGCCGACGCUCAAUACGGCGGAGUAGCUGGCGCGACACUCGCGUUGCUUUUCUCGACUGUGAAGUUGAAGAUCAAGAACGAAGAAGCCAUCGUGUCCGCAAUGGAACAGAUAUCUGAUCGUCUCCCAGACCUGGAGGUAUACCGGAAGAUUUACCCUGAGCCAAAACUAGGCUUGAUGCUUGUUGAUGCAUACAAGGACAUCAUAAUUCUUGCGCGAGCAGCGACAAGUUACUUUCUUGGGUCGACUUGGGGACGCCAAGUGAUCAAUUUCGGAAACCCACUUAGUUUUGAGGUCCUAGAACAAAACAUGCGGGAGAAUUUCCGCCGUAUCCGGAUAAGAUGCGACGUCCUCCUAGCGCAACGGGUGGACCAGCUGGCGAACGAGCUAAAAGAUAGUUACGAGCGUGAAGAUAGGACCAGGGUCGUGUUGUUACGCGAUGCACUGAACAUUGGAAGUUAUCGAACCGGCGAUGCCGUUCUCUCGCUGAAGCAGUAUCGCAAGGCGCUGGCAUCUAGCUUCGAUGAUGAUAGGCAUCGAUCGAAGCUGUGCAAAUCGGAUUUGAUGACUGAGAGCAAGGCUCGCUUCUGGCAAGAGAGUACGUCCUGUCUUCUCAUGCUCUCGGGCUGCAACGAAGAAGGCGUCGGUGAAGUGGCACUGUCCUGGCUAUCUCCAGUGGCUGUGGAUAUCGUGCUUGACCGGCUAUCUCAAUCGCGACCAGUUGCCUUUGAGAUCUGCACCAGAUCAAGCACAUGGGAGAAUGUACUAGCGCGAUUGAUCUUUCAGCUAUUAGAGAAGAAUCCGGCAGUGGUUCGAAAAGGCCAGGACUGGUACGAAAUCCAGUCGCAUAUUGCUUGGGACGGUGAUUCAGAAGGAAAGACAAAGCAUCUCUCAGAAGCCUUACGCAAGAUCGUCGAUUUACAGACAGAGGAAGUGUACAUUGUUAUAGACAGACCUGAGCUGAGCGAGGAUGAUUCCGUAAGAGACUUCGCUUCGGGCAUGCUUCAUUUGAUCGAGCAAACGAGGAAUGUUCUGAGAGCAAUGAUCAUUCAUCGAGCUGAACUCUGGAAUUGGGAGGAGAACAAGAGAAGUGUUCUCGGAAAGGGUAUGAGAGGCGACAUCUGCCAAGCGCUUCGUAUCGAUCAAUGCCGUUUGGAGAGUAAUUAA